Molecule: messenger RNA, 3709 nt
Organism: Cucumis melo (muskmelon)
Lineage: Eukaryota; Viridiplantae; Streptophyta; Magnoliopsida; Cucurbitales; Cucurbitaceae
Product: auxin response factor 18-like
Exons: 4
Coding region: 983-3079 (698 amino acids)
Biological process (GO): regulation of DNA-templated transcription; response to hormone
Cellular component (GO): nucleus
Molecular function (GO): protein binding; DNA binding
Source: RefSeq, a predicted model, not a curated record
CAAAAAAUUAAAGAGCAGAGAGAAGAGAAUUGUAAAUUAAUAGAAUAAUAAGAAAAAAAGGAUAGAGAAAAAGGAAAAAGGAUAGGAUGGGUUUUAAAGAUCUUUGUUUUGGUGGCUCCUCAAGAUACACUCUCUCACUCUCUUCAGAUCCAAAGAAAAAGGUAAGAAUUCCUUUUAAUUUUAUCUUCUCCUUCCUCUAUCUCUCUUCUUAACAUCCUAAUCCCUUUUCUUUUUUUCUUUUCUUUUUUUCUUUUUACUUCUGCUCUCUGCUUUUGGACUCUUCCAUGAUUUGAUGAUCCAAACCAAAAACCUCUCUUCUCUCUCUUCGCUUCUCUUCUGUGAGUGUCCACGCCUCUUUUUAUCUGCUUCUAUGUCGGCCAUCGACUCACUCAUUCAAUCUUUGAACAACAACAACAAACACCAAGAACCAAACUACGAUUACCCUCUAUUUUUCUCUCUGUUUUCCAAUUCUCUUUUCUUCUCUUCUUCUCCUCUCUAGGAUUCUCUUUUCCCUUCCUUCCAUCAAUUCCCACCUGGGUUUCUUCCCUUCUCUCGAUCGAGCUGAUUCUACCCUCGAUCUUGAUUUUUGUUUCUGACUCUGUUCGAGUUGCGAACCCCUCCUUUUUAGUUUAUUUUUAUCCAAUUUUUGUUCAUGGGUUUUGCGUCUGGUGGUGUAUGAAGUGGUCAAAGCACGGUGAAGAAGCUCCUAGAGAACCCCUUUGAAUUUGGUGAAUGGUAGGUUUUUGGAGCUGUGUAAUUUUGUUGCCAAUUAUAAAGGGUGAAUUUCCGAGAACGGAAGGAUUGUUGGGAAAUUUUUGAUAUGGGUAUAGAGAUUUUGGAGACGUAUUUGCCUCUUCUACCUUCUGCUAUGUUCUGUUUCUGAGAAUUUUGGAAUUCGAUUUCUGAAUUUUGCUGUUGUUAGAUGGUCGACGGGAAAGAGUUGUUUAUGUUCUUCAAGAGUAUUUAAUUGGCUUCGAUUGAGAUGAUUACGUUUAUGGAUUCGAAAGAGAAACUGAAAGAGGUGGAGAAAUGUUUAGAUCCUCAGUUAUGGCAUGCCUGUGCUGGAGGAAUGGUUCAAAUGCCGCCGGUGAACGCCAGAGUUUUCUAUUUUCCACAAGGUCAUGCUGAGCAUUCUUGUGCGCCAGUUGAUUUCAGGAACUGUCCUAAGGUUCCUUCAUAUACCCUUUGCAGAGUUUCUGCCAUCAAGUUCCUUGCGGAUCCUGACACUGAUGAGGUAUUUGCCAAACUUAGGUUGAUUCCCAUAAAUGGAAGCGAACUAGAUUUUGAAGAUGACGGAAUUGGAAGGCUUAAUGGGUCCGAACAGGAUAAACCAACUUCAUUUGCAAAGACACUGACUCAAUCUGAUGCUAACAAUGGUGGGGGUUUCUCUGUUCCAAGGUAUUGUGCAGAAACCAUCUUCCCUCGGUUGGACUAUUCUGCUGAUCCACCUGUUCAAACCAUUCUUGCUAAGGAUGUUCAUGGGGAGACAUGGAAAUUCAGGCACAUUUAUAGAGGGACGCCUCGCCGGCAUCUUUUGACUACUGGCUGGAGUACUUUUGUUAACCAUAAGAAGCUCGUUGCAGGUGAUUCCAUUGUUUUCUUAAGGGCAGAAAACGGAGAUCUCUGCGUUGGGAUUAGACGGGCGAAGAGAGGAAUCGGUGAUGGACCGGAGUCAUCGUGUGGAUGGAAUCCGGCAGGGGGUAACUGUGCUGUUUCGUAUGGAGCAUUCUCCGCCUUUUUGAGGGAAGAUGACAACAGAUUGACGAGGUCUGCUAAUGGCAUGAAUGGAAAUGGAAGUCUUAUGGGAAAGGGGAAAGUGAAGCCUGAAUCAGUUAUUGAAGCUGCUAAACUUGCUUCAAAUGGACAACCCUUUGAAAUAGUAUUCUAUCCAAGAGCUAGUACUCCUGAAUUCUGUGUCAAGGCAGCACUGGUGAAAGCAGCAUUGCAGAUCCGGUGGUGCUCAGGUAUGAGGUUCAAGAUGGCCUUUGAAACCGAGGACUCUUCACGAAUUAGUUGGUUCAUGGGUACCAUCAAUUCAGUUCAGGUUGCAGACCCACUGCGCUGGCCUGAAUCACCAUGGAGGCUUCUUCAGGUUACUUGGGAUGAACCUGAUUUACUUCAGAAUGUGAAACGCGUUAGCCCAUGGUUGGUUGAAUUGGUGUCGAACAUGUCUCCAAUUCACCUUGCCCCUUUCUCACCUCCAAGGAAAAAGUUCAGAUAUCCACAACACCCUGAUUUCCCCCUUGAUAAUCAACCUCCUGUGCCAUCGUUUUCUAGUUAUCUCCAUGGGACUGGCAGCCCCUUUGGUUGUCCUCCCGACAACAACCCUGCUGGCAUGCAGGGAGCCAGGCAUGCUCAUUUUGGUCUAUCCUUGUCAGAUUUUCAUCUCAGUAAACUGCAGUCAGGUCUGUUUUCGAUUGGUUAUCGAUCACUGGAUCCAGCUGCUGGAUCAACUAGACUUUCUGGUAAUAUAAUGACUGAAAAACCAAGUAUGAGUGAAAACGUAUCUUGCUUGCUAACCAUGGCACAUUCUACUCAAGCUUCAAAGAAAUUUGAUGGCGUAAAGACUCCUCAGCUAAUACUUUUUGGCCGACCCAUACUUACAGAAUUGCAGAUGUCUCAAAGCUUCUCUGGUGAUACGGUUUCUCCAGUAGGUACUGGAAAUAGUUCGUCAGAUGGAAACGGAGACAAAAUGACAAAUCUCUCCGAUGGCUCUGGAUCUGCUUUACAUCAACAAGGUCUACCAGAAGGCUCGGCUUGCGAAAAUUUCCAGUGGUACAAGGACAAUCGCCAAGAAAUCGACCCAAACUUGGAUACCGGCCACUGUAAAGUCUUUAUGGAGUCGGAAGAUGUAGGUCGCACUCUCGAUCUUUCUUCACUUGGGUCUUAUGAAGAAUUGUAUAGAAAACUUGGAAAUAUGUUUGGUAUAGAUAAUUCAGAGACAUUGAACCAUGUCUUGUACCGUGAUGUUUCCGGUGCUGUCAAGCAUGUUGGUGACGAACAAUUCAGUGACUUCAUCAAGACAGCAAGAAGAUUGACAAUUCUAACAGAUUCAGGAAGUAACAACGUAGGAGCUUAGAAGGAAGAAUAAGAGUUGAUUUCAACUGUACAGCUGGUCAAUAUCAGGUCCUUCAUUUCCUUGCUGACCUUUCUCUGUUUCAAAUCUGGGAGCUUCUGCUAAGAUUCAAGCUUUUUUUAACUAUGAAAAGCUGAUAUUUUCCUUUUCCUUAUAAUUAAUUUUUUUUUCCCAAUCCAACUUCUGGAGGGAAUGUUUGAAUUUUGGAACUUGCUUACAUCCUCAUGUUCUGUGAUGAACUUUGAGGGGGUUUCUUUUUGGGUUUUUUUUUUUCCUUUCCAUUUUAGGUGGUUAGUUCUUAUUAUAAGUGGAAGUGAUUUGAGAGUAUUGGGAAUGUGUUUGUAAGAGAAGCAUAGUGAAAUAUGAUAAUGAGUUAAAGUGGAGUUGUUCUAAAGGUUUGUGGUCAAAGUAAGUCGUAAAACAAUGGCAUUUGGAAGAAGAAAAGACAAAAAGGACUUACCUUGAAACUUGAGUUUCGUUUUGUAAAAGUUCAAUGUUAUGUAGUGAGUUGUGAGUUUGUUGAAUUAAUGCCAUUCCCCAAAAGAUGGGGAAUUCAAAAGUUUCAUAAAAAAGAAAGUGGUUUUCAUUCAUUGUAUGACCAAAAUGAAUGAUGUAAAUUUGUUUGGUUGGAAA